This is a messenger RNA of Pelagomonas calceolata, 3343 nucleotides long. Lineage: Eukaryota; Pelagophyceae; Pelagomonadales; Pelagomonadaceae. The record is from the annotation of a GenBank genome assembly.
GCCAUUUUUGACCUCCCGCGUGCCCAACGCGCGUUGCUGCGGCGCUAUUUGCCUGCUCUAUCCUCAUCGCUGCGCAAGGUCCAGCUUUCGAGGCACCGCUGCGCGCAACCAGCGCGCCAAGCACCAAAACUGCUGUGAGGCGGCGACCGCACGCGCUGCACGCGUUGCGUAGCUCGGGGGCUCGUGCGGCGCGGGGCGAGCGCGGAGACCACCGGAAAUUUGCGCAAGCGGCUGCCGCGCGCCCUGAAACCACAGGGGCGUCGCCGACCCUGACCGCGCGCGAGCAAGGGACGGCACAAAAUGAACGCCUCGCAACUCCAAAGAGAAGCGGCGAGCCGCGCCAUGAAGAUGGCGCGCGCCGCGGGCAUGGAGAAGUCCAUGGCCCAGGCCAUGGGUGCUGCUGGUGUUUCUGCCCCGAACGUCGCCGGCGGCGACGGCCGCUUCUUUUCCAGUACAAAAAAAGGCGAGACGCAGGAAAUCAGGUUGGAACUCCAGGCCGCGUCGAAAGAUAAAAAAAUCAACGCCGUCAAGAAGGUUAUUGCUAAUAUGACGGUGGGCAAGGACGUGUCGGCGUUAUUUCCCGACGUCCUAAACUGCAUCCAGACGGGCAACAUCGAGCUGAAGAAGCUUGUUUACUUAUAUUUGGUGAACCAUGCGAAGACGCAUCCGGAUCUGGCGCUGUUAGCCGUGAAUACGUUCGUGCGCGACGCCGCGGACCCCAAUCCGCUCGUGCGAGCGUUAGCUAUUCGCACGAUGGGCUGCAUACGCGUCGAGAGGAUCACGGAGUAUUUAUGUGAGCCUUUGGAACGCGCUCUCAAAGAUGAAGAUCCCUACGUGCGAAAAACGGCCGCGGUGUGCGUCGCGAAACUGCACGACAUCUCGCCUGAUCUCGUGAAGGAUCGGGGCUUCCUGGAUCUGUUGCGAGACUUAGUGGCGGACGCGAACCCGACCGUGGUGGCGAACGCGGUGGCCGCUCUCAGUGAAAUCGCCGACGAGGACAAAGGAAGCGACGACGUCAUGGGCAUGUCGUCCGCGAAACUCCAGAAGCUCUUAGCGGCUUUAAACGAGUGCACGGAGUGGGGGCAAGUUAGUAUUUUGGAUGCGUUGGCGAAGUACGUCCCGGAAGAGGCGAAGGACGCGGAGCGCAUCAUCGAGCGCGUCAUGCCGCGGCUGCAGCACGCGAAUAGUGCCGUGGUGCUGUCGGCGAUCAAGGUCAUCUUGCAGUACAUGCACGAGGCUUUGGAUCCAGAAUCCGAACUUUGUGUUGGUUAUAGGAAGAAAUUGAGUCCGCCGCUCGUGACGAUGGUCAACACCGCCGAGCCCGAGCUCUGCUACGUGGCGUUGCGGAACGUGAAUUUGAUCGUGCAGCGAGAUCAAAGAAUACUAGAGAACGAGAUCAAGAUCUUCUUUUGUAGAUAUAAUGACCCGCUCUACGUCAAAUUGGAAAAGCUGGAAAUCAUGAUCCGGUUGGUUUCGGACCGGACGGUGGAUCAAGUGCUCUUGGAGCUCAAGGAGUACUCGCAGGAGGUCGACGUGGACUUUGUGCGCACGGCCAUCAAGGCCGUGGGUCGCGUCGCGGUGAAGCUCGAGAAUGCCGCCCAACGAUGCGUGAACGUGUUGCUGGAGUUGAUCAAGGCGCGCGUGCCUUAUGUUGUGCAAGCUGCGGUUGUCGUGGUCGCGAAUAUCUUCCGGAGGUAUCCGAACAGAUACGAAUCCAUAAUAGGGGCUCUAUGCGAAAAUCUCGAGUCGUUAGACGAACCGGAAGCCAAAGAAGCGAUGAUCUGGAUCGUCGGGGAAUAUGCUGAUAGUAUAGAGAAUGCUGAUGAACUAUUGAGCGGCUUCCUGGAAGAUUUCCGCGAGUCCGAGCACGCGGUACGCCUACAGUUACUCACGGCGUGUGUGAAGCUCUUCCUCAAGUCCCCGCAACGAGGCGAGGCGCAGCAGAUGGUGCAAUCUGUGUUGUCCAUGUCCACGGAGUGCACGGACGACCCCGACCUGAGGGAUAGAGGCUAUAUAUACUGGAGGUUACUCUCGAAUGACCCGGAGGCCGCAAAAGCUAUUGUAUUAGGACCGAAGCCGCCCGUGGAAGACGACACGGCGAAGUUGGAUGAGGCGACGCUGGAUUUGUUACUGUCGCAGAUCGGUACCCUAGCCUCGGUGUACCACAAGCCGCCCGAAGCGUUCGUGAACGAGAAGACUCUGAAGGAGGAGGAGGAGGAGGAGACCUACGACGACUUCGACGACGCGCCUGCUGACGACGAGGAACCGGCACCAGCACCACAGGGUGGUGGUGGGGACCUGCUGGAUCUGCUCGACAUGGGCCCCGUCGCCGCGGCCGUGCCCGAACCUCCCAAGUCUGGUGGCGACGCGCUGGUGGCCGACGCCUUGGGCGACAUCUUUGGCGGCGACCCCGUCGUGCCGCCGUCGCAACCGUCCGGAGACAUCUUCGGCGGUGAUCUGAUGGCCCCUUCACAAAACGACCCCUUCGGCGGGUCCGCGUUGUUUGGCGCAAAUACCCCACCACCAGCACCGGCACCCUUGCGCAAGCCCGUUUCUGUGUUGCAGCCGUCGCAACAAUCAGGAGGUGUUGGCAUCGCCGCGGCGUUCAACGCUGGCGAGCAGCGGACGAUAGCGCUGGACCUCGAGGUGUCGAACGCGGGGCCGCAGCCUGUUCGUUUGUUGCAAAUUCAGCUGAACAAGUCGCCCUUUGGGCUGGCGCCGGCGGACGCACCUUCGCUCCAGUUCGACCCUCCUUUGUUGCCAGGAACGACGCGACCGAAACGGGUGAGGCUGAGAGCGGGCGACGCGAAGAUGCUGUCGCAGGUGCCGGCCAUGACGGCGGGUGCCGGCGUGAACGUGCAAAUAGCAUUAAAGAACGCGGACACGGGGGCCGUGUUUUACCUGGCCGCGCCGUGCCCGCUGGACGCCGUGUUUGCCGCGGACGCGACGGUGGAUCGGUCGGCCUUCAUAGCGAGGUGGAAGGCCAUCGACGACGCCAAUGAGAGUUAUGCUACUGUGGCUGAUUUACCGACCGGUCCUUCCAUAGACGCGGCGGUCGCGAAACUCGCGGCGCGGCGGUGCCACCCCGUCGCGCGGCGGGCCGUCCCGGGCCAGGUCGGAUCGGAAGUGGCCUACUUCUCGGUGCAGCUGCUCGGACCGGAGGCGGAGUAUUUGGUGGAGCUCACGUUCAAGAGCGGCGUCGCGGCGUGCAAGGUCUGCGUCAAGACGACGGCCCGGUCGCUCGCGCCGCUGGGGCUCGCGGCGAUCUGCGCGCUGCUGCGGGCGCCCUGAGUAAUGGUUGGGGUGGGUUAAUUGCUUAGACCUAGGCCGCCUGGCGGCCCUG